AAAACUUCAGUCAACGAUCGGUUUUUGUUCGGUGCGUCUCGUCGUGUGUUGUUUUGUUUUGUUUACGAAAUUAAAUUUAGUAGGACUAUCUUUUGUUUACAUUAAAUUUUCUUAUUAUUUCAAUUCCCCGAAACAAAGACUAUGUGAACUAAAUCAUUCUUAUCAAAUUGAAUCUUGGAAAUUCGCAACUGGAAUCAUCUUGUGUUUUAGGUUUUGUUGUUUUUAUUGGAUUUACUCAAAAAUUGUGUGUGUCCAAGUGGAAUUGAGCCUUGUUUAUCUUCUGGAAACAUUCAGAGCGAUGAUCCCGGCGAUGACGUCUCGCUGCCAAUUGGUCGUUGGAGGCCCGUGAUGGCGGGUGCUCGCCUCUGAUUGGCUGAGCGCGGCGAGCCUGGCCCCGAUUGGUGGAAGAUGUCGGGGCUUCCAGCGAGGAGUGAGGACGCUAUCAACGGCGUCGAUGUUAGGGAACAAGGAAGCGCUUUAAGGGUGGCAACCAACACUCCUCACCUGGUGAGCCUGGGCACGGGCCGAUUGAGUACGGCGGUUACCCUGCACCCCAUCAAACAGGGCCGCGUGACCAUCGGCUCGGACCCGACAUGCGACAUCUACGUCCUGGGCACGGGCGUGUCAAACGUGCACUGCCGCGUGGAGAACUCGCAUGGUGUGGUCACUCUAUACCCAGUGAGUGGAAGCACCAUGCUCGACGGUCUGCCUGUCGACAAGCCCACCAGGCUCUCGCAAGGUAGCAUGCUGACCAUCGGCCGCUCCAACUACCUCCGCUUCAACCACCCGGAGGAGGCCAAGCUGAUGAAGUCUGUGCUCCCUUCUGGCCACCUCUCCAUGGCGCCUCUGCAGUUUCAGCCAAGCGACUGUGUGCCAGCUUACGCGAACCACCAUUCAGAACCGACCAAUCAAUGUUACCAGAACACCUAUAUGCAGAAAGUCUACGCCGACACCGUCCUGUCGCAGCUAGAUCAAGAACUAGACAUGACCCUCAAAGAAAUGUCUAGAAAAAAACCGCCUGUAGCACCUAGGAAACCCUAUAAAGAUCUAGACCAAUCAGAUUCCAAUUCAGACCAAGAAUCCAGGCCCAAAGUCUCUAGUAUCAUGGCCAAAGUGUCAAAAUUCGAGUAUUACGCGAAACAGCAAAAGAGUAUCGGAAGAAGUCAAUUUUACACUUCAAAUGAAAAUGAAAUCUCUCCUAAAGUAUUCAGUUCUAACUCUCUAACAGUUAACACCCCUGCAAAAGAUGUCCUAGGGGGUAAAACGGUGCCUAAUUACAUGAAUAAAACAAAGCAAGAUCAAAAAGUUAUAUUACUAAACGAAAACAAUUCAGUGGACCCCAAAAACUGCUCAUACGCCAACGUAGCUAUUAGGAAUAAAACAAAAAUAGACGAUAUAGUAAGAAAUUUCGAUGACAGUACAAGAAACGAUCAUAGAUUACCAAAAAAAGUCAACAAUGAUCAAGUGAAAAACGACCAUAUUUACGGUAGAAUAAACGCGAAACAAGAAAGCGACAAGAAUAAUUUUGAAACGUGCAAGAAUAAUGUAGAUAGUGGCAAGAAUAACAUUGAAACUUGCAAGAAUAAUGUUGAAACUAGCAAGAAUAAUGUUGAAACUGGCAAGAACAACGUUGAAACUGCGAGAAGUGAUACAGAACAGUCUAGAAAUGAAGCAUAUGGAAGGAUUGGCGAUAGGAAUGUGAAUCUCACGAAGUCUUUGACGCUGCCAUCACCGGCCUUUGACAGGAAUCCCCAGUACUCACCGGUAUAUGCGAACUUCCAUAACUAUGACAGAAAUUUGGAGGCCGAAAAUAAGAGGAUCAAGGCGUACCAGGACAGAGUGAAGGAAGAAGAGCAGAAGGAAGCCGAGACAGCACGCCUCGAGGAAAUACUGAAUAUGUGCGCUGAGUACGAGAGGCAGAUCGCGUCAGGUAUCCCCAUCACACCGACAGAGAAGCGGUCGCACAACAAGAUAAUUACCAACGGUUCACUGCCUCGGAGUGGAGCCCUGAACAACCCUAACUUCGUGCAAACCAGCGACGGGUACUAUAAGUUCGAUACUAGUCAAAACCGCAACAAUUCCAUUAGCAAAUCCCUCCCAAUCCAGAGGAACCUAUCAAGCUACGAGAACUUCGACCUCUGCCAAUCCCCCGAACAAACCACCCCAGAAGUGACGAUCAGAAACCAAAGCAACUACGAAAACGUAGGGAGGAUGGACGAAAUCGGAAUCCCAGUGUUCGAUGACCCCAACGAACUAUCUAGUCCCAUUAUGAUUAGGAAAUACAACCAAAGCACCGAUAGAAUACCCAAUAUGUCCUCCCCGAUAGGCAGUCCUUACGAAAACGUGUAUUACAGGAACAAUGUGUAUGGGAAUCUCAAGCCAAAAUCGCCUAACACCCAAAGUCCCAGGACGCGGAUAAAGACGACUUUCGCUCACAAAAAUCUGCCUUCACCGCAGUAUUUCAUAUUCCCAACGCCACCUCCUAAAGAUAAUACGAAAAUUCCUGAAUUCGGGCAAAGAAGUUCUCCUAGUGACAGUCAAAAGAGUCCAACUCAAAAUGAAGUCAAAAGUAAUGAAAAUAGUCCAAAUGACCACACUGAAGUAACAAGAAGAAGUAAGUGUGAAGGAAUUGAAAAGCAACUUAGUUUAGAAGAAGAAAUCCCAAUGAUAGACGACUCAGAUGUAACUAAUGAUAUUGAGUUUAGAUAUUCUAAAAUCAUCACAGAUAAAGACGAAGAAGUAAAAAAGGAUUCGCCUAAAGAGCCUGAGAUAGUUCUGACGAAGAAUCUGAGCUUUGACGACGUCAAAAAGGAAUUAAUGGCUGAUAUCCCGGAGUUAGAAGAAUUCGAAAAAGACUUAAAACAAAACAAACAGGAGAAACUAAUGAAACAUAUCACUGAGACUAUCAAAAAGGUCGAUGUAGAAGCUGAUUCUAUAGACAGUGCGGUUGUGGAUGAUAAUGCGGAUGAUCUGAAGACCAAGUACGAUAGUUUGAAAGAUGAAAGAAGGAAAUUGGUGGCUGAAAUCCAUGAAAUCAAAUGCAAGAUGACUGAGAUUAGGGCGCAAGAGGAUGAUAUUUUGAGAGAGCUUGAAAUGGAGAAGGCACUAAUCAAAGGCGAAUACGACUCCGAAAUCGCCAUCUUAAAUAUAGAACAGAAGAAGAAAAUAGAAUUGGCUGAGAGUGCGAAGAAGAUAGAAGAAGAAAUACGGCAACUAAAAGAGAAGCAAGAGGCGCGCCAGAACGAGAUGCGAGAUCGGGUGGAGAUAGCUACCAUGAAGGUUGAAAGCAGUCCUAAUAGGAUAAAUCAAAGGCUGGAGAAAGACAUGAAAGACAACACAGCGACUUUGGAAGAGCUUCAAAACGCGCAAGAUAUCUUAGACAAUGAGACCAAAAUAUCUGAGGACCUGGAGUUCCAGCAUUUGGAGGAGGAGUCAGAAUUAUUGGCGAACAGAGAAGACAUCCAGAACGAAAUCAUAGUCCUAACCAAGAAGAUCGAAGCACAGAAAUCUCGAAUACUUAACUUGAAGUCGGAAGCGAACAAUAACCUCACUUCAGCUUUAGACGAGACCAAAGUCCUACGGGCGGAGUACUUAAAACUGCUCAACCGAGUCGAAGAACUGACGGGCAAAGUGCAGAAUAUAGAGAAAGAACUCAAACCAAUCGUGGCGAAGCUAAACGACAUCGAACGAACCCAAUCGCCCGAUAGCGCGUUUUACACGGACCAAACGCGAACCAAAUCCGGCGAGUUCGGGUAUUCCCCGCAAAGUUCGGACAGCGACGAAAUUGAUAUAACAAAGAUAUCCGAAGAUCACACUAAACAAAUGAAGGAUAAGUUCAACUCGAUAGAUCAGAUGUCGCAGUCGAUGUUCGUAGAAAUCGAAAGGCGAGUGAUUGGUGACAUCGAUCCUAUUGAUAACGAUAAUCGAUACAGCGAAAGUCCGUCUAAGUCUUCCACUUCUUCGAAGGAGAAGAAAGGAUUUUGGGAAAGGAACUUCGAUUCGCUCAAACGUAAGAAGAAACAAAAGACACCGGAGAAAAUCGACAUCAUGUCUCAGAGCUUGAACGAGAAUAUGCUCUUCAAUACUGAGAACAUUGAGACCGAUUUUGACAAGUUCAACAGCUUGAGACAUUCCAAAAAGAAAGAGAAGAAAGAUACUGGACCUGUCAAAAGUAACUCCUCAUCGAAAAUCCCUACAUUUGCCGCGUUAGGGAAGAUCAUGAAGAAAGACUCUUUUGGCAAAAAAUCCAAGGAUCACGUCAAAAACGAUGACGUAACCGAAAACAAUAUCAAAAACCGCUACGUGAAAAACCCUAAACCAAUCCUAACAGAUAACAAAUACAUCAAAGCCAAAUCCCUUUCUCCGGACAAAAUAAACUACACAGAAGAUUUAAAAGAAGAAACAGCAGAAGAAGUAAAAGAGGCGACUCAGAAUCAAAAAGGGCACGUAACAUUUGAAACCAUGCGUAAAGCGUCCAUAGACAACGCGAAUUCUGCCAAAAUCCUGCACAGAAAGAGCUGUGGGGACGAGCCUAGUAUUAAAACCGCUGUGGAUGCGCAAAGGAUAUCUGAUUCCGGCAAGAUUCCUUCCCAAGAUGAUAUAGACCGGAUAUCCAAGGUGACGAUGGACGCCCCGAUACUGUCCAGCGAUACUGACAUGAAUUCGCUUGGGAAGAGGACAUUGGAUAGUCUAAUGGAGAUCGAGAGGAAGAGGAUGGAAAUGCUGGAAGAACAAGGCUGCCAAGUAAUAGAAAACGAACGUGAGAAGAUAUCAGAACUUAAAAGGCGGGUCCAAGAUGAGACGAAGAAGCUCUGGGACCAGAAGUACCGGUCUGAACAGGCCCGGUCUUUCGACGAGACCUGUCAGAGCCUGCCGAGCCACUACGACGAGUUUGACAGGACCAAUGACAGAUUUGACAGAAGCGCUGUGGAGGAUUCCAGUCUGAUUGAUGAUAGUUUCAUGAGCUCAGCUAUAUUUGAGGAGAGUUCGGGGCUUAUGUCAUCAUCCAUUGAGGAGCUGCAAGUCCGCCAUUCUCGGGAGUCCGCGCCAGAGGACAAGCUCAGCGACGACAGCCGCCCGCUCAGCCAUGCCUCCGACCUCAGCACGCCUAACAUACUGUCGCUCAGUAGUGCGCCUCGUCGUAGCCGGCGCGGCGUGGCACCGGCCUCGGACGCGCAACGCCCGCUCACGCGGUACUUACCCGUCGACCGCGAUGACUUCGAUUUACGGAGACAUGUUGAGUCCGCCGGGCAUCAGAUUGAAGUGUGCCCCUACGUGACCGUGAAUUCCACGUCGUGCCGCGGGUACCUGCUCAAGCUUGGCGCCAAGUUCCACACCUGGUCCAAACGGUGGUUCGUUUUUGACAGAGAAUCGAAAACGUUCGUCUACUACUGGGACAAGAGCGAGAAGAAGCCCAGAGGAGGCGCUUACUUCCAGGUAAUAGAAGAGGUCUACCUAGACCACGGGAACACGUCGAAAUCGCCCAACCCUCUCACAACGUUCAUCGUGAAAACACGCCAGCGCAGAUAUUACCUCAUGGCGCCCUCUGGCGAAGCCGCGAGAAUCUGGAUCGACGUCAUAUUCACUGGCGCACAGGGUUACACUGAGUACUUAGAAUGACUUUUGAGUCACUUAAAAAAGUAAAAAAAACUGAAGGAUUUAUGUGGAAAAUAAAAACUGGUACAGCUAUUUGUACUGGUAAAAAUGGUUACAUAAUUUUGCCACCAGGCGGCGUUAGUGUAGCGCUGAAUACAUGAUUUUUUUUACAUGGACAGUGCGCUUUACAUGAAAAUGUAGGCAGAGUAGUUUAUGAUCUUUGCCUGUCCCUUGCAAGUUAAAAAAAUUAAAAUAGUCCGACUAGCUUAUAGCGACAUCUAGUGAAAUAGUUUGCUGCUGUUGAAAUAUGAUAGGAAAUUGAAAUUAGUUGGAACUAUAUUAAAUUCAAUCACAACUAUUCUAACAUCACGAAUAUACUGACCCAAUCUUUGGGUUAAAAAAGUAGCUCAAUAUUUUACACCAUCUGUACAUACAUGGUAGCUGUAAAAUCAAUUCACUUUCAUAGUGAUAUUUUACAUCAAUCUAACUAAUGAAUUCGAUCAAUAUACUUUAUAUUUAUACAUUGUGGUGUAUACGCGGUCUAUUAAAAGAUACAGAUUAUAACUGUAACCGUUAAAGAACUAACAAUUUACCUAAAAUAAUAGGUAACUAACAGCAAAAAAUUUGAGUGUUUUUCAAGUAGAAAACUUGAGUAAAUUAAAUGAUUAGGUUGUUGUGAUGUUUUUUAUAGUAAGUAGAAAAUAACAAUGUAAUUUUUUAACGAUUUACAUCACUAUUCUUUAAAUUUAAAUAUGGAAUUGAGCAUGAAAUUAAAACUUUUGUAAUCGACAAUAAAUGAAAUCGUGCCAAUAAAUAAGUAUAAUUUUACACAGAAUUUUACGCGACAGAGGCAACUAUUUUUAUACAAAUUUACAGAAUUCAAAUUGGUGCCUUCUAUAAGACUGAAUUGUUACUUCUAGAUUGAAGUCUGAAAUUAGGACCUAGAUAGACUUGCCAGUCUAAAAAAACAUAAAAUGGUAAGGCGAUAUCUUUGGGACUGGCAUUUCCACACUAAAUCAGAAAAAUUAAAUAAAAGUUGCUAUGCUAUAUACUUUUUUACUGUUUUAUCGCAAGUUUUAAAAAUUGCUGGUUACUUUUUGUGAUGAAUUAUGUCUGGAAAUAAUAUUAAAUUUACAAAAUAAUUGCUUUUGUAAUAUUUUAACAAUUUAGGCAAAAUAAAUCUCGCUGUGUUAUACCGUAUUUAUCAAAAUAUUUACUGAACCCGGUAUCUAGACUCGCCGUAAGAUACAUUUUAAACUUAUAAAUGUACCUUAAAUUGAAAUAAAAAAUUAAUGGAGUAUGUAAGAAAUUAAUUUUGCACGCUUAUAUGAAUAUGCAAUGUUACCAUGGUAGUGUAUAAAUGUAUUUUAAUUAUUACGUAUGGUAACCCAUUUCGAGUGUUACCAUAUCUUUGAAAAUGUUUUAUUUCUUUUCAAUAUUUAGGUAUUAUCGUAUUAUUCGCAUUUUAUUCAUGCAUCCUUUUGUAAUUGAUUUUCAUUAGAUCUUUUAUCUUAUUUUUUGAAUAUACACUUAAUAUUAUGUUAAUAUUAGUUUAUGGAACAUCCUAAUUGUGUAAUAUAGGUUAGUUUUUAAGUACAAAGUCGUGAUUUGUUUGCUCUUGGAUUACCAGUGUAUAAAUUAAGUUUUAUGGCUUGGAGAGUCUUGUAUUGAGUAGGUAAUAGCUGAUACCAACUUUAAAUAAGGUCACAAAAUAUUAACCAAGCGAAUAAUAAAAUAUGAGUUUAAAAGUA
Messenger RNA from Ostrinia nubilalis (European corn borer), 7346 nucleotides. RefSeq lists its product as uncharacterized. Gene Ontology annotation, molecular function: protein binding. The coding region runs from base 409 to 5619 and encodes 1736 amino acids. The record is from RefSeq and is a predicted model, not a curated record. The transcript is spliced from 20 exons. Lineage: Eukaryota; Metazoa; Arthropoda; Insecta; Lepidoptera; Crambidae.